Ostreococcus tauri is the source of this 1728-nucleotide messenger RNA. Its product is annotated as Protein of unknown function DUF2009. The record is from RefSeq and is a predicted model, not a curated record. The transcript has a single exon. NCBI's taxonomy places the organism in Eukaryota, Viridiplantae, Chlorophyta, Mamiellophyceae, Mamiellales, Bathycoccaceae. The coding region runs from base 1 to 1728 and encodes 575 amino acids.
AUGGAGUGCGACGAUAUAUCGAGCGAUGGACUCGCGACGGCGGUGGAGGCGUGCGAGCGAUGGCGCGACGAGGGACGGGGGGAGGCGGCGGCGGACGUCGCGCGCGGCUUGGCGAAAACCGCCGCGGCGUUGGACGCGGCGAAGCGCGAGGCGGAGGGCACGGCGGAGGCGAUCGAACGAGAGUUGGCGCGAUCGAACGCGAACGGUGGUGAGGAGCGAAUUGUUCGGGGAGAUUCGGCGAUGGAGACGGAUGAUGGGGCGGAGGAAGAGACGGGCGCGCGCGCGUCGGCGGCGACGGAGGAGAAGGACGGCGUCGCGCCGGGCGCGAGCGACUUCACGGAGCGAGCGAAGUACAUUCCGAUGCGUCUGACGCCGGAGGAGCGGAAGAAGCUUCGCUUGCUGGAGGCGGCUCUGCACGUGAGCGAGUACACCGACGUCGUGGACGUGUUUAGUUAUCGGUCAAAGACGCAGAGAAUCACGCGACAGCUCAAGGAAAUUUGCGCCAUCAUGUGUGGCUUAGUCGUCGCGAGCGAUUACCGCGCGGGGCAAAAGUUGAUCGUCGAUAAGGAGUUCAAGGAUAACGAGGCGUUUUUCCAGGACGUGUUCGAGAUCGGGCGAAGACACAAGGUUAUGAAUCCGGAGAAGAUGCGAAGCGAGUAUGGAAAGUUGAUUUUCUUGCUUCAAGACUCUCAGUCGGAGGAAGUGCAAGAGUUGCUCGGGUUCAAGCUCGUCAAGCCGUUGCAGACGGUGUUUGCGUUCUUGCAGAGCAGAGGCGGCGAGGCGAUGCUCGGUGACAGUCUCAUCGAGGCUGCGACGGCGGAAAUAAUGCACGAAGGCCUUCCUCGACACGAGGUUCAACGGAUGAUCAAGCGAAAAGAACGCGCUCGCGAGGUCGUCGCGAGCAAGUACUCGUCGUCCACGCUCGAUAAGGAAGACAUACUUCAGUGCCUGUACUCGAUCGCGGAUAACAACGCGUAUUUGAGGUUCAAUCGGGAUCCCGUCGAUAAAAUGCUCGGAUUGUUGAACAAGUACUUUGACCCGUCGGCGGCAGAGAAGGCGUACAGCUUGGGGAUCACCAUGGGCAUGGGCGGGGCGCGAUUGAGCCACAACCACCAGCGUCAAUUCACCUACUGCGCGCAAUCGAUGAUGCUCUGGCGUGAGGUCUUAAACGACAUGUUCCGACUCUGGUAUCUCGCCGAGAGUGAUUUGCUUUGCGAGCGCAACUAUUACUCGCUGACUAACACAGGUCAAGGAUUGAAUCGCGUGCAAUCGUGUCCUCGCGUCGGCAAAGCCAUGCACGGCGUGUUGGCCAAAUGUCAACGCGCUCUGGGCGGCUGGGUCGGGAGCUCCGUCGUGCACCUCGGCGACCACAACGUCCCGAACGCGCUCGUGUUCAUCGACAAAUACUCGCAAGUGAGUCGAAUUCUGAACCCGAUCGUUCUCGUCAUCGAUGAGCUACCGAACCUCGCUAAGGAUUCGGGUCUCAAGGCGUACAUCGAGGCCACGUUUGGGGGCAUCGAGGAGUGUCAAAAAGCGAUCUUGUGCGACUUUUUCAAGCACGCGUUCGACGGCAGCGGUUCCGACAACUUUUUCGACGCCGGAUCGUGCAUCGACGGUCGACUCACCUCGAGCUGGAACUGGUGCUCGAAGAUCGAGAAGAAGACGUACUACCCAAUCUUCAAGCUCGCUGGGUUCUCCGGAUUCGAUGGCGGCGAUUUUAGGUCGUGA